GUCUGUAGCAAACAGCGCUUCGCAGCCGGGCGUCCGGGGACUCUCUUUUUUUUUUUUUUCUGGGUGUCCCUAUCAGAUUUUCUGCAGAGACAACGUUUUUCCCAUGUUCCAUGAGGUGCUGCGGAGCCCACUUCCACCCAGAGUGCUGCCUUUCCUGGCAGCUGUGCUUUUCCAAAAGAAGGAGAGGAAAGAGACUGGGUUUUAUCACUGGCGGUGGGAAAAGCACCCUUACUACAACCUAACAGUGAAAGUCCUCCGAGCCAGAAACAUCAAGGGUACAGAUCUGUUGUCCAAGGCAGACUGCUAUGUGGAACUAAAGCUGCCCACUGCAUCUCCCAUAGUCUCCCGAACUCAGGUUGUUGACAACUCUGAUAACCCAGAAUGGAAUGAAACUUUCCAGUAUCGAAUCCAUAGUGCUGUCAAGAACAUUCUGGAAUUAACACUGUAUGAUAAGGAUGUCCUUGUCAGUGAUGAGCUCACGUCUAUUGUCUUCGAUGUAGGGGGCAUGAAGCCGGGUCGACCCCUGCUGCGCACUUUCAGGUUGAACCCUGAGGCUAAUGAAGAGCUGGAUGUAGAGUUUUACUUGGAGAAAUGCUCAGAUGUCCCUACAGAGGUACUGACCAAUGGAGUCCUUGUGGUUCAUCCUUGCUUGACUCUGCAAGGCACUGUUAACAAAGAGGAAAACUCAAAAGAGAAACAGCAAGGGUGCUGUGAAGUUAAGGUGUCUGUCCCAGGCGCAUAUCAAAAGCAGUUGUGUAUUCCUUGGACACCAGAUAAUGAGAAGGAUUAUGGAACCUCAUUUGUUUUUCAUGUGGAUAAAGAAAUGUGUCCAGAACUGCAAGUGCAGCUGGAGCAAACCAUAUCUGUCCUACAGGAUGGCGUGAACCCUGAGGUUGAAAAGCAUACCACAGUUCUGGGAUUGGGAACUGUACCGGUUAAUUCCCUUCCUGUUGGAGAAAAAGUUGAUAGAAUCAUUUCUUUGGGAAAGGGACAAAGUUUGGAUAUGACUUUGAAAACUGAAGAGAGCACUUGGGAUCUUGAUAUACGUCUGGGUUUUGACCUCUGUAAAGAGGAGAGAGAAUUUUUGGACAAAAGGAAGAAAGUAGUUUCUGAGGCACUGAGAAAGACUCUUCACUUAAGAGAAGCCCCUCCAAAAGAUGAGGUUCCAGUCGUAGCAGUACUGGGGUCUGGAGGUGGAAUGAGAGCACUGACAUCAUUCUAUGGCAGUCUUGCUGGACUUCAGCAGCUGGGCCUUUUGGAUGCUGCAAUAUAUCUGUGUGGGAUUUCUGGCUCUACUUGGUGUUUAUCGACACUGUAUCAAGACCCUGACUGGUCACAGAAAGACCUUCAAGAUGCAAUCAAAAGAGCUCAGGGUGCUGUGUCCAGCAGCAAAGCAGGGGCAUUUUCCCCAGAACGACUGAAAUAUUAUUUCGAGGAGCUGAAUGCAAUGGAGAGUAGUGGACGGAAAGUUUCCUUUACAGAUUUGUGGGGCCUUAUUGUGGAAUUUUUCCUACAACAGAAGGAAGACCCAUCAAAGCUGUCUGAUCAGCAAGAAGCAGUGAAAUGGGCCCAGAACCCUUACCCUAUCUAUGCAGCUGUCAAUGUGAGACCCAAUAUGAGCAGUGGUGACUUUGCAGAAUGGUGUGAGUUCACUCCCUAUGAAGUUGGAUUUCGCAAGUAUGGAGCUUUUGUCAGAACAGAGGACUUUGACAGUGAGUUCUUCAUGGGACGGCUUGUCCAGAAACAUCCAGAGCCCAGGAUUUGUUUUCUACAAGGAAUGUGGGGCAGUGCUUUUGCGGCAAGCUUGGAUGACAUCUGCCUGAAGGUGAUUGGUAUAGGACUGAGCUUUCUAGAUUCUUUCAAAGAUGUUAUCAAAGUUGUAGAUGACUGCCGAAGAUUCCAUUUCCGAGACCCAGCACGACUGAAGACUCGCUUGGUUAUACCUGGGGGCCCCUUGAUACAAAUUUUUCAAGAUUUCUUCAAGUCCCGAGUCACAUGUGGAGAAACCUUCAACUUCAUGAAGGGAUUGUAUCUUCAUAAAGAUUAUGUUAACAUCAAGAAGUUUGUGACUUGGAGAGGUACUCAUCUGGAUGCAUUUCCCAACCAGCUGACCCCCAUGGAAGAGAGCUUGUAUUUAGUGGAUGGUGGCUUUUCUAUCAACUCUCCCUUUCCUUUGGUACUUCAGCCAGAGAGGGAUGUGGAUGUUAUCUUGUCAUUCAAUUUUUCCUGGGAAGCUCCAUUUGAGGUUUUGGAACUGACUCAGAAAUAUUGUGAGGAGCGGGACAUUCCUUUUCCAAAAAUCAAAUUUAGUGAUGAAGAUGAAAAGAAGCCAAAGGAAUGUUACGUGUUUGUGGAUGAUAAUAAUCCAAAGGCUCCAAUUGUAGUCCAUUUCCCAUUAGUAAAUGACACCUUCCAGAAAUACAAGGCUCCAGGAGUUGAACGUGAGUCAGAAGAAGAGAAAUCCUUUGGUGACUUCAUCAUUGAGUCAAAGGAUUCUCCUUACCGUACACUAAAUUUCACCUUUGAGCCCUAUGAUUUCAGCAGGCUGGUGGAAGUGAAUCGCUACAAUGUUGUGAACAGCAAGGACACUCUCUUCAAAACCCUGAACUUGGCUCUGCAAAGGAGGAGGUUGAAGAAGGUCAUCAAUAUGUCUGAUACAUGAGCAGCUUCCAGAGCUGUGCUCUGAUGAAAACUCAAGGGAUGUACUGUACAACAUGGAUGUUGCUUCCUUGUGUGGGGAAGAGUAAGGAAUCACCUAGCCCAGUAUCUCAAUUUACAGUGGCUGAUGCCAGAUGAUUAGGGUGGUCUAUUCAAACAAUUCCAACAUCUGGAGAAUAAUCUUCCAAACUCCACCGAGCGAUGCACCUCUUUUUAUCAAAGGUGUGUUAGUGUUUGAGGAAACACUGAUUCCUUCUGUACUUUUACCUCUCUUGCUUUUUGAACCUCCUUUCAUGAGCUUUUACAAUUUACAUCAUCUUGGAAGUAACUCCACAGAUACACACACACUGAGAGAGAUGUGUCCUUUUACUUUCAACUUGUUACUGCCUAAUGCCUGCAUACUUUGAAGACCAAACAGUCAUGACUUGCUUUCUAUUUUCUCCAUUCACGAUUUCAAAGAUUUGUGCUAUUUCCUUCCUACCCUUCUCAAGGAUUUUAAUGGCUUUUAGUCUACCAGAAAAUCGAUAUUGAGUACAGAAAAUCGAUGUUGUUUAUUUUCAUAAACAAUUUGUUUUUGAGGAAAUAAAUGUUUGCUUUUUUUAUAUCUAACAAUUAAAAAACACAUUGUGGGAUUGUAGUGCUUCUUCCUACAGUUUGAUCAUCAUGAGAUGAUGAAAGUACCAUAAGUCUCACCUUUCUCUUUGUGUAUAAGAGGAAGAAAGGCUCCUUUGAAGGAUUUAAAUUACAUAUUUUCUGCCGUCACUUCAGUGGGCAAUUCAACCAGGCCUUUGUUAGAGGAAUUUGCGUGUCUUGUAUAUUUUAGAAACAUCAGUAGUCAAGGUAGGCACACCUCACCUUGUGA
Messenger RNA from Empidonax traillii (willow flycatcher), 3520 nucleotides. RefSeq names its product phospholipase A2 group IVF (gene PLA2G4F). Gene Ontology annotation, biological process: glycerophospholipid catabolic process. The coding region runs from base 104 to 2662 and encodes 852 amino acids. The transcript is spliced from 21 exons. NCBI's taxonomy places the organism in Eukaryota, Metazoa, Chordata, Aves, Passeriformes, Tyrannidae. Gene Ontology annotation, molecular function: calcium ion binding; calcium-dependent phospholipid binding. Gene Ontology annotation, cellular component: cytosol. The record is from RefSeq and is a predicted model, not a curated record.